Messenger RNA from Linum trigynum, 810 nucleotides. NCBI's taxonomy places the organism in Eukaryota, Viridiplantae, Streptophyta, Magnoliopsida, Malpighiales, Linaceae. The record is from the annotation of a GenBank genome assembly.
CUUUAGCAUUUUCUUUACUGAUUUUCUCUCUCUUCCACAUGUUUGCCCUCACGGGUUGUGUUGCAGUCUGUGUGCAGGUAGUGCAUGACCCAUAGUCAGUCGGGAGAUCUAUUUCCGUUAGACCAAGAGCUCGAACGGACAUGCAGAAACUUCAAGCGAGCUUUGAAGGCACGACUGGUUGCGGAGGAAGCUUUGGAGCAGCUACACAUACACCAAGAGGAAGACAUGGGGGAUCAUGUUGAUAAUGCGCUUGUCACCGAUGAGCAUACCAUGGGGUACUACUGGACCGCCACAGCCGUGGACAUGAUGUCGCCCAUUCAGCACCCUCAAGUCCCAGCCAACAACUUUGAGGUGAGCACCUCGGUCAUCACUAUGUUGUGCGGCUCGGUAGUAUUCCGUGGCAAAGAGGGGGAGUGCCCCCGAUCACAUCUGAGGCGAUUCCACGAGCUCAUUGAUGGGAUCAAGAUAAAUUGGGUCCCAGCCGAUGCCAUCCAGCUGAGGUACUUCGCAUCAAAACAAUCAAUCCAAGAAUUGGAUUGAUUAAAAAGAAUCUCGAACCAAAAACAGAUGUUCUUGGGCGUUUGGGAUAAAACGGAAUCAAACGUGCAAUUCCACACCUGGGAAAAGGCUCGAUUGAUAUGAGGAUAGUUGUUUGACCACGAUUGAAGUGACUAUUCAAUCAAUACAAGAGCUCACGAGCUUGGAAUCCACCAAAACUCCCACAAGUACGCAAACUUGCAACUAGUAAACACUAGGGUUUUAAUUCAUCAAAUUCUGUAUUUUACAACGAAAUAGAAAGGUAUUUAAAGG